Messenger RNA from Leptopilina heterotoma, 2760 nucleotides. RefSeq names its product lysine-specific histone demethylase 1A (gene Su(var)3-3). Gene Ontology annotation, cellular component: nucleus. The coding region runs from base 189 to 2570 and encodes 793 amino acids. The transcript is spliced from 14 exons. NCBI's taxonomy places the organism in Eukaryota, Metazoa, Arthropoda, Insecta, Hymenoptera, Figitidae. Gene Ontology annotation, molecular function: oxidoreductase activity; protein binding; flavin adenine dinucleotide binding. Gene Ontology annotation, biological process: regulation of DNA-templated transcription. The record is from RefSeq and is a predicted model, not a curated record.
UGUGUUAGUGCCCGUCGGAAAACAUCAUGCUAGUUUUGAGUUUUUAUAAAAAAAACUGAAAGUUUAUUUAAUAAAACUUUUAAAUCGUAACGUCUUGAAUUAAGAUUAAAGUGAAAGAAGAAAGAAUUGUGUGGGUUUUGUGAUUUACUUGUAGUCAAACUCUGUAUUCGAAGAGUGCACGAGGCAAAAUGAGUCGCCGAAAACGAGCAAAGGUUGAAUAUAGAGAAAUGGAGGAGAAGUAUAAUCAACUGGAUGAUGAAAAUACUUCCGAUACUUCUGAAAAAUCAAAAACUGGUUUGGGAACACCGGAAAAGAAGGGUUUAAUAGAAACCAAAAAGGAUCCGGAACCAGUAGCAACUGCUCCUCCACCAAUUCCGGCAAAGAGUGAAACGAAGGAGGAGGAAGAUCAGGACAGUGAUCACGAAGAUCCACAUGUGAAAGAAUUGCUCAAUGGCCUAGAAGGUGCUGCAUUUCAAAGUCGUCUUCCUUUCGAUAAAUUAACAUCAACUGAAGCAGCUUGCUUUCCUGAUGUUUCCAAUGGACCUCCACAGACUCAAAAAGUUUUUUUGCACAUUAGAAACAGAUUAUUGCAAAUAUGGUUGGAAAAUGCAAAACAACAACUCAUUUUUGAAAAUGCCUUGCCUCAAAUUGAGGCGCCUUAUAAUAGUGACACAAUUCUUGCACGACGAGUUCAUGCUUUUCUAGAACGACACGGAUUCAUUAAUUUUGGUGUAUUUAAACGACUCAAGCCAAUUCCAACGAAGAAAUUAGGCAAAGUAAUAGUAAUUGGUGCAGGAAUUGCAGGUUUAGCUGCAGCUCAACAAAUGCAACAAUUUGGCUUGGAGGUCAUUGUUUUGGAAGCUAGAGACAGAGUAGGUGGACGAAUUGCAACAUUUCGAAAAUCGUCCUACAUUGCCGACUUGGGGGCAAUGGUUGUUACUGGUCUUGGUGGCAAUCCUGUAACAACCCUCAGUAAACAAAUUAAUAUGGAAUUGCAUAAAAUUAGACAAAAAUGCCCCCUAUAUGAAAGUGACGGUCAAACUGUACCAAAAGAUAAGGACGAAAUGGUCGAAAGAGAAUUUAAUCGUUUACUAGAAGCAACUUCGUAUCUUUCGCAUCAUUUAGAUUUUAAUUAUGUUAAUAAUAAUGCUGGUGGAGCAACGCAACCAACUCCAACACGUCCAGUUUCUUUGGGACAAGCUCUCGAAUGGGUGAUAAGAUUACAAGAGCAGGGUGUUAAACAAAGACAAGUUACUCAUCUUGGACAAUACCUGGCCUUGCAAGGACGACUUAUAGCCAAUCAACAUAGAAUGAUUGCUAUUAAGGAACGUUUGGUUGAAUUAGAUAAACAAUAUAAAGAAACACAGGACAGUAAACAAGCAAGAGAUAUUACGCAGGAGUUCGUUUUGAGGUCAAAAUUGCGUGACUUGCAUAAUGUUUGUAAAGAGUGGGACCAGCUUGCGGAACAACAGAAAGAAAUUGAGGCUAAGCUUCAAGAAUUAGAAGCCUCUCCUCCAAGCGAUGUAUAUUUAUCCUCGAAGGACCGACAAAUAUUAGACUGGCAUUUCGCAAACUUGGAAUUCGCCAACGCCACAUCACUGUCCAAUUUAAGUCUGAAGCAUUGGGACCAGGAUGACGACUUCGAAUUCACUGGCAGUCAUCUAACGGUUCGAAAUGGAUAUUCGUGUGUACCGGUGGCACUGUCUGAGGGUCUUGAUAUACGAUUGAAUACAGCAGCAAGAGCCGUGAGAUAUGGACCAAAUGGAGUUGAAGUUUGGGCAGCGCCUGCAAGAAGUCCUCAAAGUAGUCACACUGUCUAUAAAGCUGACGCUGUGCUCGUCACUCUUCCCUUGGGAGUAUUAAAAGCACAAGCCGCACCUUCGGCAGUUAGCUUCAAUCCUCCACUUCCCGAUUGGAAAACACAAGCCAUUCAAAGGCUGGGCUUUGGCAAUCUCAACAAGGUGGUAUUAUGUUUCGAACGCAUUUUUUGGGAUCCAACGGCAAACUUGUUCGGUCAUGUUGGAAGUACAACGGCGUCUCGUGGUGAACUCUUUUUAUUCUGGAAUUUGUAUAAAGCGCCGGUCCUUCUGGCGCUGGUCGCCGGAGAAGCCGCUUGCGUUAUGGAAAAUGUCAGUGACGACGUCAUCAUCGGUCGCUGUAUUGCUGUACUCAAGGGUAUUUUUGGAAACCAAGUUGUGCCUCAGCCCCGUGAGAGCGUUGUAACAAGGUGGCGUGCUGAUCCCUGGGCUCGAGGAUCUUAUAGUUUUGUAGCCGUUGGAAGUUCCGGAAGUGACUACGACCUUCUUGCUGCACCCGUGAUUCCCCCGCCUCCGCCAAACCAACCGUCAGGAGCAACGCCACCCCAACCACGUUUAUUUUUCGCCGGUGAACACACGAUACGCAAUUAUCCAGCAACAGUGCACGGAGCAUUUUUAAGUGGACUCAGAGAGGGUGGCCGUAUAGCAGACCAACUUUGUGGAAGUCCGUAUGCACCUCCUAACUUAACCACUUCCGUUGCCUCGUCAACCGCAAUCCCUACAGCUACUCCGAGCUCAGGCGUAACUCCAUAAAGACUUCUCUUUCUCUCUCUCUCCCUCUCUCAUUUUCUCUCAUUCUCUCUCUCUCACUGGCCCCGCAGCUAAUGCGUUCGUUCGCGCAAAAUCUUCACAGACUAGUGACUACCAACUCUCGGAAACAUUGAAAACUUUUCCUUAAAGUUUCAUCAGCAGAUCUUGUGAGAAAAGUUUUCAAAAAGAAGAA